Messenger RNA from Cryptococcus deneoformans JEC21, 2856 nucleotides. RefSeq lists its product as hypothetical. Bases 491 to 2641 code for a protein of 716 amino acids. The transcript is spliced from 3 exons. The record is from RefSeq and is a predicted model, not a curated record. NCBI's taxonomy places the organism in Eukaryota, Fungi, Basidiomycota, Tremellomycetes, Tremellales, Cryptococcaceae.
CUUCAUACAUCCACCAUCAAGAACCAUAGAACACUUAUCCAUAUCCACUGCAGCAUUGCCGCCCUUUCUCACACUCUUCUAGUCCUCCAUAAUCCACCCACUGACCCUCCCUCAUCGCUGUUCCUACAGGCACAAACUCGUUACGCACCGAAUACGGAAAAAACAAUCAAAAACUAUAACAAUACAUCCUAUCCAUCCGCCCACGGCAUCUCCCAGCAACUGUUUGUUUUCUUCCCUUCCCAGGACAGCCAGACAUAUCCCGGUCUGUACUCCUUGAUCGACCUCUUGACGUAUUGGAAGACAUCGAAAAGAAAACGGCCAACAUUGCAGCAGGCACUAUACUUGCCUCUAUAGCACCAGGUCAACAUAGCCUAUUCAUUCCCUUUUCUCGUCUGCCUUCCCUGGCGCUUUCGUGGUUGUCUGUUUGACACUCAUCCAGCGAUAUUGUUUGUUUGCGCGGUGACGAAAAGCGGCCACCCAUAUACAUAUAAUGACUGCUCCUCACACCCCAACUCCCAUCCAACGAUACCCUCCGUCCCUCUCCCAGUCGCCUUCCGGCCCAUCCCGUCCUCCACGUACCUAUCCUAUUCCAUCCAUAGACUCCUCCGUCGCAUCUCCGCCUAUUCCUUCGGCUCCAUUGAACGAGUAUACCUCUCUCCAGGAGCUUCUCCAGCGGGCGGGAUACAAAGAGACUAGAGUGUAUACCCCUGAAGCUGAAAAGGUACGAAAACACAUCAAAAAAACGUUGGACGAUAAUGAGGAGGAAGUCAGCGCGCUUUAUGGGACUUACGGAUUUGAUAGGACAAGAGGACCAGGCAUCCACCAUGCGCACCAGAAUGUGACGGAACCUAUCAUGCCUAUGAAGAGAUCAGCAUCCAUUCUUCGGUCCCUUGCCCUUCAAGCGGCGGCCAGGUCCAAGGCCGCUGUCAAGGAGGAGGCUCCGGAACAUUCUUGGUGGACAACGUGGGGGAAAACCCAAAAGAUUUCGUCCCCAGAAGGGCCCACAAAAGUUGGUCUAGGCCUUGCGAAAAAUGGAGAAGGUGUGCGGAAAGUCCAAUCCGCUUGGGACAUAGAAAGGGGAAGAUGGAGGAGAGCCGAGACAGAUUCCCUGCCACAAGAGGAGCGGCCGCCUUUGCCUCAAAUGAGGCAGACGAGCACUCCCCAUGAGAUGACGGCGGCCACAGGCUACACAACCACAAAAACGACAACUUGUCCAAUGGACAGGGACAUCUUUUCCUCGCCUCCACCUCCGCAAGCUUUAUCUGAUGAUGCUUUUGGCUAUUGUCCACUUCCUGAUGAUUACGAGGCCCAGUGCGACGAAGACGAAGCCUUGUACGAUAUGGGUGUAAAUGAUUACGACGUUUACUCUAUCGGUUCGUAUUCCGCCUCAGACUCCGCCCACUCCAUGCACAGCAGGACACCGAGUGAUGAUCGCGCGGAGAGAGAAAUCAGGGACUUUGAGAAUGAAGUGGAUGACGGAUUACUCGAUGAGGUCAAUGAUGUUGGGAAGAGGUUGUUGGCAAGCGCAGUCGAGUACGAUGAAGAUUUGGAAUGCGACUCUCCUCCAAUGCGAACCUGGGUCCUUCCACAGGUGGAUACCUCCCGUCCCCAUGAAGCACCGAAGAUUCCUCUUCCUUCUCCUCCUAUCGAAGUCGCUCCCCGUGAGGAAAAGGGGGACAAGAUUCCAGAACCGGCCAAGCCUUUAAAGUAUGGUGAUCGCGCAACCAAACUCCGCCUGGCUCACUCAACCCCCAAUUUGAAAAAGCCCGAUGCUCAAAACCCUUCUCUUCCUGCCGGUUGGCUCGGAUCCAUCCGCAGCGCUCUUCUCGGUUCUACUCAGUCUCCAAGCCCAACUCCUGCUACAUCUUCUUGGAAUCCUUCCAUGCCCAUCAAAGUGACAGCCCCGACUCCUGCUCAACCUCGGCUUGUAACAGCUGGGCCAGUCAUCUGUGAUUCUGCUUCAGGAGACGCCGAAGACUUACCCCCAAUUCCUCCUCCAAAGGCCAAACAGUCUUCAGGACCUAUUUCCAUUUUACGCUUGCGACCAUCCAUUGCAAAGUUGCGCGACGUUGUUUUGGGCCAGUAUGCAGAAGCCGAUAGAGAUGAUCCUUUAGUGUUAAGCCCGAGGAUGGAUUGGAAGCAGCAAGGGGAGCAGUUUGCUGGAUGGAGUCCUAUCAGGAAAAAGGGUGACGGAGGUGAGGGCGAAUCCUUGUAUAGCGUAAGGAGUGGGGGUGUUGAUUUCUCUAAAUCAUUCUUCUAUAAACCAGGAACGCCACCCAAAGUCAAAGCUUCAGGAAGUUGCGAAACCCCAAAGGCCAGUAACACGGUGUCUCGCGGACUGAAGAAACAACGAUCAAUCAAAUCGCUACAAGCUGCCCUCCUGCUUCCUGUCGCAUCCAGCCCUAUCCCUCCUGUGCCUCCAAUUCCUUCCCAUCUUUCAACACCAAAGCGCAUACCAGUGCUUGCCAUCCAAAGUCCACAAGCAGCGCAGCCAAGAGAGUUGGUUUUAGAUGGGGACGAAUUUAAUCCGCAAAGUGCCCCAGGAAGUGGCAAGAGGGGAAGAGCGAACACAAAGAAGGGUAACGGAGUGAGAAGGAGAAAGAGUAAGAAGAAGGGUGUUUUGAAGGAAGACUCGCCGUGAUUUGGAAUGCUGUGAUGGGUCGUGAAGCUCUCCUACGUUUCUUUUUUUUUUGCUUUACUAUUAUUACCCAUAUUAUACGCUGCUGCCAUUUGUUUAUUAUUAACGUCCGUAAUGCCUCUAAUGUCUGCUUACGUUCCAUAUGCCCCAAAUGAUUCAAUCAAGUAACUCCAGUAGAAGUAAGAACCGUAAUACAUCAUAAUUGCCAUGCUAUGAAA